Messenger RNA from Amyelois transitella, 1762 nucleotides. It is a transcript of the gene Tra2, whose product is annotated as transformer-2 protein homolog beta. Lineage: Eukaryota; Metazoa; Arthropoda; Insecta; Lepidoptera; Pyralidae. Gene Ontology annotation, cellular component: spliceosomal complex. The record is from RefSeq and is a predicted model, not a curated record. Gene Ontology annotation, molecular function: RNA binding. The transcript has 9 exons. Bases 184 to 1014 code for a protein of 276 amino acids. Gene Ontology annotation, biological process: positive regulation of mRNA splicing, via spliceosome.
CACCUUCCCCACUCCACGUUCCUCAACCGACGGCUUCAUUUCUUCCUGCCGCCAUUUUGCUUUUCAAUUUAUUCUUGGUCGUGUCGAGAGUGCGUGUGCUUUUAAAAAUAUACUUACCGUGUAUUAUUAGAUUGAAUACGUGUUAUUUGUUUUGUUUUAAAUUCUUCUGUCGCUGUACUCAUCAUGUCUGAUCGAGAGAGGAGCCGUUCAAGGACCAGAAACGGGUCUCGCGAGCCGGUACCGAAGGCUCCAGUAAUGUCUCGUGGUCAUAGUCGCAGCCGGUCCAGGACUCCCCCGCCGCCAAAGACCUCAAGCAGAAAAUACAGGAGCCCGACUCGUUCCCGGUCGGGCUCCCCUCGCCGCGGGUACCGCUCCCGGUAUUCGCGCAGCCGGAGCCGCUCGUACUCGCCCCGGGGAUCCUACAGGCGCUCGCACUCCCACAGCCCGAUGUCUUCGCGCCGCCGCCAUAUGGGAGACAGGAGCAAGCAGACAGCCCACCUCGUGGAGAACCCGACACCUUCGAGAUGUCUCGGAGUGUUUGGACUAAGCUUGUAUACUACAGAACAGCAAAUUAACCACAUUUUCUCAAAAUAUGGCAAUGUGGAUAAAGUACAAGUUGUCAUUGAUGCUAAGACCGGCCGUUCACGCGGUUUUUGUUUCGUAUACUUCGAGAACCAAGAAGACGCCAAGUUGGCGAAGAACGAAUGCACCGGCAUGGAGAUAGAUGGCAGACGUAUCAGAGUGGACUUCUCCAUCACACAACGAGCGCACACUCCCACUCCUGGCAUCUAUAUGGGCAAGCCCACAAGCGUGAGCAGCAGAGGCGACAACGGUUACGACAGGCGAGGCGGCAGGGACAGAGAGGACUACUACUACCGCGGCGGCGGCGGCGGCUACCGCGAGCGCGAGCGCGAGUACUACCACCGCGGGUACCGGCACCGCUCGCCGUCGCCGCACUACCGCCGCUCGCGCCGCGUCGAGCGCGAGCGCUCCUACUCGCCGCGUCGUUAUUAGUAAGGUGACGCUGAUCAACAGAAUAGAAUAGAUUUUGAUACGACACACCUUCCCAAAUGUCUCCACUGGCCUCCAUGCAUUUUAACUGUAUCUGUAGGCCAUUCGUAUAUUAAUUGAUUACAAGUUUUGUAAGCGCGACUCUAGUCCCGCUCGCCAGAUAUGACCAUUUAUGUUUAUUAGAAGUGAUAAUAAAAGGGUCUUAGCAAUAAGUUAGUGUAAAAACGCCGCGGGCGUUGCCUCUAGUAUGUAAACAUUAGAUCUAAUAAAGAUUUAACACUAAGUCUAAUAUUGAUUUUGUUUGUUUGAAAAGGUAUUGAAACAAGAAGUAAAGGAUGAAGUUCCUUGAAACUAACUGUGUUGAAGUUUUGAAAAUGUUUGAUUGAGAAAGUUUCGAAAUGGCGGUUGCCGAAAACGGGUGCCGAAAGAAAAUGAACAAGUCGAAGUUGUAGAAGCGAAAAGAAUAUGAUCAGCCUUAGUCAAGCUAGCAAGACGAAGAUUUCGCCGCGCACAGAUCAUAUUCUUUAUCUUCCAACUCUAUAGCUAUCUAUAUAUGUACAGUACACAACAGUAUUUCUCGUAUAUAUAAAUAUAUAUGUUAUAUAUAUAUAUAUUUUAUUUUCUCUUACGUGAUCAUUGCAUUUCUUUUUUCAAAUUAAAUACUAUCUAUUUAUGUAUCAGAGGUCGUCAUUCACAGUAAUUAGUAGUAGAUUUGUGAGCGAACUAUCAAUAAAUUAGUUUUGUAAUACCA